AUUCUGUCCACAGGAGCUCUGUUGAGGCCGUUCUGCUGCCCCGACUGCGGACGCUCGUAUUCCCGCAAGGAUAACCUCACAAGACACAAGAAGCUCGAGUGUGGGAACGAUCCUCAGUACCCUUGUCGCCACUGUCCCUACAGGGCGAAGCGGAAGAACCAUUUGUUGAAUCACAUGGUUCUAAGACACCCUGCGACUAUCCCUGAUCAACAACCACUUCUCUAGUCAGUUUUAGCCGUAAAUUUCAAAUUAUAUUUUUUUAAUAAACGUUGUUUUUAACACGUCUGUAAA
Messenger RNA from Homalodisca vitripennis (glassy-winged sharpshooter), 291 nucleotides. RefSeq names its product zinc finger protein 775-like. Gene Ontology annotation, molecular function: RNA polymerase II cis-regulatory region sequence-specific DNA binding; DNA-binding transcription factor activity. NCBI's taxonomy places the organism in Eukaryota, Metazoa, Arthropoda, Insecta, Hemiptera, Cicadellidae. The transcript has a single exon. Gene Ontology annotation, biological process: regulation of transcription by RNA polymerase II. The record is from RefSeq and is a predicted model, not a curated record. The annotation marks the transcript as partial.